AUGGCAUCCAAUCUUAUAUAUUACUACGACGCUAUCUCUCAGCCAUGUCGCUCGGUGUUGAUGUUUUUGAACGCCAAUAAGAUCUCUUAUGAAGGAAGAGUACUGUCAUUGUUCUCAGGUGCUUAUAGAAAAUCAGACGAAUUAGCAGCCAUUAAUCCUCAACGUUACCUACCGGUGAUUAAAGAUUCUCAGGUGCAAUUAUUUGAAAGCGAUGCUAUCUUAAAAUAUGUCGCAGAUCAGUAUAAGGUAUCUGAUCAUUGGUACCCAGCUGACUUAGCGAAACGAGCAAGGAUUAACGAGUACAUGUCGUGGCAUCACUCUAAUACUCGAUCAUCAUGCAUUGGUUUGUUUCGUUUGGCCUAUCUUGGUCCUCGAUUUUUUAACAAGAAAGUGGACGAAAAGGAACGUCAAGAAGCUGUCGAUAAGCUAAAUAAAACAGCCGAUUUCAUUGAAAGCUACUUUUUGAAAGAUAGCGAGUAUAUCAAUAGCAACAGUAUCUCAAUUGCCGAUUUACUAGCCGUGUGUGAAUUUAGUCAAUUGAUCAUUGUUGACUAUGAUGUUGCCCAAGGCCGACCGAAAGUAGCAAAAUGGGUGCAAAAUAUUAAAUCUAAUCUAGGCAGUAUUUACGAAGAUGCUCAUGAAAUUGUUUACCAAUUCCAGAAGGAAGUUCAGGAAGCCAAAAAAGCAUAAAUGCUGAGGUUGCUAUGUUUAGAGCACUUCAACCAAUCGAUAAAGAUUGCCAUUUUUACGUCCUGUCGCAACACUGCAUAGAUUAUUUGUACUGUACUUGGUAAUAGAAACAGGAUAGAAAUAAUGAGAUUUUUGCAGACCUCUAACGGGUAUGCUAUGAAGAUUAUACCGAUGCUGUAUGCGACUACAGUAAUGCAUUUUACCCGUAGAUUGCAAUAAUUACAAUCGAAUUAAUUCAACUAACUUUAUAUACUGUAUUAGACUUCGCACAGGGUUAACUACUUAUGCGUAUCUAUCGAUAAAGCGACAAAUGCUUGUUAUUAAUUGUAAAAUGAAGGAUGAAUCGCGUUUCAAUGUUGGUAUAAACCAAUCAGCCUAAUUCUAUCCUAUUUACUGUUGAUUGUUUCAUGACUCUUCGAGAUUUGCAUUUGCUUGCCUUAUGCUAUUUCAAGAUAUUCCAAAUCACGUCCCUCAGAAAUAAACUAAUCUGCACA
This is a messenger RNA of Trichoplax adhaerens, 1184 nucleotides long. RefSeq lists its product as hypothetical. Gene Ontology annotation, cellular component: cytoplasm. Bases 1 to 690 code for a protein of 229 amino acids. The record is from RefSeq and is a predicted model, not a curated record. Lineage: Eukaryota; Metazoa; Placozoa; Uniplacotomia; Trichoplacea; Trichoplacidae. Gene Ontology annotation, molecular function: glutathione transferase activity. Gene Ontology annotation, biological process: glutathione metabolic process. The transcript has a single exon.